Molecule: messenger RNA, 3096 nt
Organism: Rattus norvegicus (Norway rat)
Lineage: Eukaryota; Metazoa; Chordata; Mammalia; Rodentia; Muridae
Source: RefSeq, a predicted model, not a curated record
CACAGAUCCUGUCAAAAUGUCCAAGGGGCUUCUCCUCCUCUGGCUGGUGAUGGAACUCUGGUUGCUUUGUCUGACACCAGCUGCCUCUGAGGAUACAAUAAUAGGGUUUUUGGGCCAGUCGGUGACUUUACCUUGUCAGUACUCAUCCUGGUCCCAGAGCCGCAACAGCAUGUGCUGGGGCAGAGGUUCAUGUCCCGGUUCGAAGUGCAAUGGAGAGCUUCUUCGUACAGACGGAACAAGGACCAUCUCCAGGAAGUCAGGAAAAUACACACUUUGGGGGAGUAUCCGGUUAGGUGAUGUGUCCUUGACCAUCUCAAACACCAAUCAAGAUGACAGUGGGGUGUACUGCUGCCGUAUAGAGGUGCCUGGCUGGUUCAAUGAUGUCAAGAAGACAGUGCGCCUGGAGCUGAGGAGAGCCACAACAACCAAAAGACCUACAACAACCACCCGGCUAACCACCCGGCCAACCACCCAGCCAACCACCCGGCCAACCACCACCCCUUACUUGACCACUACCCCAGAGCCGCUUCCGACAACAGUCAUGACCACACCUGAUCCCACAACCACGGCCCAGCCCCAGACGCUGGCUACCACUGCAGUGGGUACAGCAGUAACCAUGUACCCCUCAACAAUGCCUGGCUCCUUCUCACAAAAAACCACAAGUUUUUCAACCACAGAGAUCUUCACAAAAGGGUCUGCCAUCACUGCAGAAUCGGAAACUCUUUCUGCAUUCAACAACUCUCAAAGAAGCGGGAUGACCAUAUCUACAGACACAGCCUUAGUCAGACCCACAGGGUCCAAGGCUUGGAUUCUCUCAUCAACUUCACAGCUGAUGACACAGAAAACAACAUUAACAGCAACGACGAGGAGAGAGUCUUCUAAGAAGACAGGUGAAUUAUAUAAGAUUGAGGACAGACAGACCAACAUCUUGAUCAUCGCCUGCUGUGUGGGGUUUGUGCUGAUGGUGUUAUUGUUUCUGGCGUUUCUCCUUCGAGGAAAAGUCGCAGAAGCCAAUUGUUUGCGGAGACACAGGAGGCCAGACAACACCGAAGAUAGUAAGAGUGUCCUCAAUGACAUGUCACAAGGGAGGGAUGAUGAAGACGGGAUCUUCACUCUCUGACUUGACACAUUUACUUAGGAUUAAGCAUAAGGGACAGCACUUGAAUUGUCAAAAUAAGUUUGGGGAACUGUAACUUUCUUUUAAAGUCUCACUCUGUUUACCGAUGCUGUGGGUCCUGCCUCGUUGUAUCUUCUCACAUGAAGGUGCUCUAGAGACACAUCUUCCCUGCCUAGUGCUUUAGUCAUCUCUGUAGUUUUCUGGCUAGAUGACCUUUCACACUGGGCUUGAACACUGUCAGUGAUGGUGAACCCUUUGCCACAGCCCUGGGAGCCCCUUUAGUCUCCCAGCAGUAGAAGGAGUUAGAAAUAGCCAAUGUAAAAAUCUCUUUUCAGCCAGCAUCCGUUUUGUUGGUGGUAGCUGAACCCAAUUUACACAGAGCUCAUUUAACCUGUCUGUCUUCUUGGUAUCUAAGUUUUUUUGUUUGUUUGUUUUGUUAUGAUAUUAACUUCUCAUUAUAUUCAAGUAUCUUUAAAGCUGACCAUAGUGCUGUCUGAACUCUUGCCAGAGAGAUUGGGUUUUAGAAGCAGUCAAGUGUCCAUCAGAGCAAGGGUGUCAAUGACAAGGAUUGUGCACACUGAAGCUAUCCAAGUAAAUUCCUCUAAGUAUAAUUCAUUUUCCUGCAGUGUAGGAAGAACACAUUUGUUUUAAAACUUUAAUAAUUACUAGUACCAUGAACCCUGAGAGAGAUGGCUGUUGAAUAAAUGAAUGUAAGAAAGCAUAUGUCUGAGCAAGGAUACUCUGACUGCUUGCUAUGGGAAGCUAACUAGAUCUGAAAGACAUUCUCAGACAUUAUCCUUAUGCUCAGGGCAACAGUAUCAUUAAAGGAAUAAGCCUCCAGUCCCAUAGCUAACUCACUUUUGUAUUUCCACUCCCUUAACAGCACCUUUAAGAGGCAACAGAGACUGUGAGAUGGAUCAGCUGGAAAACGGAACUUGCUGCCAAACUUGAUGACUUUAAGUUUAAUCUCUCGGACCCCCAUAGUGGAAGGAGAGGUCCUGUUCUUGCAAGUUUUCCAAAUAUGUGCCAUAGCGUGUACCUUCUCAUAUUAUAUACAUGUACACAACGUAAUAAAAUAAAACAUAUAGACACAAAAAAGGCAAACAAAAUAGCCCCCAUGGUAUAGCCUAGAGAUCUAUUACCCUGUUAGUUGACAUGGCAUGAUUUGAUUGGGAAGAACCCACUCCCAGCCCUCUCACAGACAUAGAGGAGCGCAGUUCAUCCUAUUGUAUGGAGCAGGAAGGAUGGGAACCAUUAGCUACAGAGCAGCAGCUACUUCUCUUCUCUUUUACUCAUCCUGAGGCUAGUGUAAGCUGCGGAAGUCUUGUCAUUUAGAAACUAAGGCGUACUAGAGUCAAGUUCAGGAACAUAGUAUUGUCACUUGGAAAAGUAGAGGUUGACCAGAUGUCUUAAUAGGUAAUCAGUUGUAGUACCAUAUGAGCCUAUGGAAGCCCUCUUCCCAUCUUAGCUCCCACUCCCACUCCCUGUCCAUCUUCUAAGCCACUCCCACCAGCAGUUAACAACUUAAGUCUGACUAGAAGAAAGACAGGAGGAAGGUUCUAAACAGUAUUUAAUUUUGCUCAAUGACUAUUGUCAAUCAUUCUCCAAUAUUGCUCUCAAGAUUCCUGGGUCAGACUGAGCAAUACUUUUAUGAACAUCCAUUGCGUUUUACAUGUAGUUAUGACCUCCAGAAGUCUUGACUGGAGGAACCCCCAACCUUAGGAGAAUUCUGCAGUCAAAUGAGGACUUUUAAAAAUAGGAAUCUCUGGGUUCUAGUCCUAUAGAGAUUCUUUUGUGGUUAGUCCCGGGUAUGAGUUGAGCAUCUGAAUAUUUUUUUAAGGACCCAAAGGAGUGCAACCAGAGCUAUUUCCAGAAUUUUGGAAUGAUCCCCUAGAGUUGCCACAUGUUGCUGGGAAAAUUGGAGUCUUAGAGUUCUUAGUGUGCUUAAUAAAAGAAUUUUUAAAAAUGGACUCAAAAGG